This is a messenger RNA of Stomoxys calcitrans (stable fly), 955 nucleotides long. RefSeq lists its product as uncharacterized. The transcript has 2 exons. The record is from RefSeq and is a predicted model, not a curated record. Bases 15 to 944 code for a protein of 309 amino acids. NCBI's taxonomy places the organism in Eukaryota, Metazoa, Arthropoda, Insecta, Diptera, Muscidae.
AAGGGGGACAUGAGAUGAACUUCUUGACAGUGUUGAAGACUUUAAAGACCAUGUGGGAUUUAUAUCAGUCCUUCAUAGCCGCCUGGAACACCAUGGCCGAGAAGCACAACAAACAGGAGGAAUUGGCCCAACAAAAAUUGAAACAGAAACAACAGGAGUUGCGAAUUAAUUCCAAGAAGCCGCCAAAGAUUGAGAGUAAAAAGAAGCCAGAGAAUUCUAAUAAAAAUCCCAAAGCUAAUUCGAAGCAGGCAGCCAAAGGUUCCACAACCAGCACCACAACAGAGGUCAGCAUAUCCGCCGAGGAGGAAGAGGAAGAACAGCAAGUGACUACUAGAAAGCCACAACAAUUGCGCAAAGCCAAAGAUGAACCACGCAAGGGAACAAAGGGAGACCGAAGUUUCCCAGCAGAUGUUGAGGGGUUGAGGAAAAGAAGAGCCGCAGCAGAGGAAGACAGUGGUACAGCUGGAGCUAGCACGACCGAUGUUGGUGAAGGACGUUACAUCAAGGGAGAUCCUUUGAAGGGAUAUUAUGAUUUUGUCAUCACCGAAGGAUCAUAUAAAUUUUGGGCAGCAUUUCAGGUUGGCACUGCCCUAUUGAUUAUUUAUUCAACAUUUGCCGCCAUUUACUAUUCAAAAGUAAAUCCUCUCGUAAGUGAUUACGAUUACACGGAUUACUUGGGUGGUGCUCGCUCCUUAUCGGGCGGCGAUCUGGACUUUGUCGAUGACGAGACAGCCGAAGGCAGUCAACAGCGGCACUCACAAGGAUGGUUCGAUUGGCUGCCACGUACAGGACAUUCAUUGAAGUUCAUAUUGGAUGCCAUUGAUAAGCUGCCUGUAGAUCACGAUGGCACUGAUGGCAGCAGUGCGUCGGAUGCCUUAAGCGAUGAAAAUCUAAAUGUCACAGAGGAUUUGAAUAAAAGUCGAAGCAACAAUGAAGCCAUGUAAAUUGAAUAAAG